This is a messenger RNA of Iphiclides podalirius (scarce swallowtail), 900 nucleotides long. NCBI's taxonomy places the organism in Eukaryota, Metazoa, Arthropoda, Insecta, Lepidoptera, Papilionidae. The record is from the annotation of a GenBank genome assembly.
AUGGGACUUUGUGGUGCAGUGGCCGUGCUGGCGCUCGCCGGCUUGGCUUGCGCGACCGUUGGCGACAAUGCCCUCGACGCGGGCGACCGGGUGGUUCUCGUCGCGCCGGUUCUAGCGCCCCCCAAGGACACCAAGACCCACGCCACUGACCGCUCCAGGCAGUUUCCUAUCUUAGUGCUCCUGGCGCCACAUUACCCGCCGACAAAUGGCCGCGAGCCCGCAGCGAAAUCCCUGGGUAUCAACCCUCAACCGAUUUACGUUCAGAAACUAGAAGAUCAGGAGCCAUCCAAACCAGUUCGGCAAAAUAGACAGAAGAGACAUCUUCUGAAGAAGAGUCUCUUUGGUCUUGGAGGUGGUGGGAUCUCGUUCGGCGGUGGCUUCGGAUACGGUGGAAAUGUGGGAUUUCAAGAGCCGGCAAAAACAAUCAUUGUGGUGAAAGAACAUGGCCAUGGUAGGGGAUUCGGUGGUAAUUAUGGCGGUUAUGGUGGCCAUCAAGGUGGUUACGGUAGCGGUGGCUACGGAAAUGGGGGCUACGGCAACGGCGGCGGAUAUGGGGGCGGAUUCGGUGGCGGGUAUGGGGGAGGCGGCGGCGGCGGAGGUGGCGGCGGUGGAGGAUUUGGCGGUGGCUACGGAGGUGGCUACGGAGGCGGUUACGGCGGCGGAUACGGCGGUGGUAACGGAGGCUAUGGAGGCAAUGGGGGCUUUGGAGGCAACGGUGGCUACGGAGUCAAUGGAGGACACGGUGGCGGCUACGGCCAACCCGUACACUCCGGCGGCGGCUGCGGUGGCGGCUGCGGCGGCGGCUAUGGCAACGGUGGCGGCGGCGCGACCGCGACAGCGUCUGCUACCGCCACGGCCACAGCUCACGCCGAUUCGUACGGAUACGGAAAACGAAAACGA